This is a messenger RNA of Cetraspora pellucida, 1464 nucleotides long. Lineage: Eukaryota; Fungi; Glomeromycota; Glomeromycetes; Diversisporales; Gigasporaceae. The record is from the annotation of a GenBank genome assembly.
AUGGCUGAUGAUUUGGAUGUUGAAGCAAUGCUAGAAGCCCCUUUUCAAAAGGGCCAGGAAACCUCGGUUACUCACAGCACUAACGGAAAGAGUCGAUCGGACCAAAAAGACGAUAUAAAAAGCGACGACGUCACCGAAGUUCUUCGAGAACCUCUAGUCACAGACAUAGAUCACAUUCCAAAUCUCGUCGUUCACGAAGGUCACGUUCUAAAUCGCGAGACAGGCACAAAAGACAUCGCAGUCGAUCUAGAUCGCGUGAAAGACGACGAAGAAGUCGUACUCGUUCUAGGGAAAGGCGUAAAAGAAGUCGUAGCGCACGCAGGAGGAGCCGUAGUCCAAGCAGAUUUAGGCAGCUAUGAGCAUGAUAUGUUAAAAAUUAUUUAUGAAUAUUUGCUCCUUAGUGACCGUCGGCGGCGUUCACCAACUCCUCCUUUAGACGAAGAAGAGCGUGAUAAACGUACAGUAUUUGUUAUGCAAUUAGCUGCACGUCUUCGAACUCGAGAACUUGCUGAUUUUUUUUCAUCGGCUGGCAAGGUUCGAGAUGCAAAGAUCAUUGCUGAUAGAAUAUCUAGAAGGUCAAAAGGGGUCGGUUAUGUUGAAUUUUAUGAUGAAGAAUCUGUUCCAAAAGCUUUGGCCUUGACUGGGCAAAAACUUCUAGGUAUUCCAGUGAUCGUACAAUUAACCGAAGCAGAAAAAAAUAGACAAGCUAGAUUAGCAGAACAGGCAGCUUCCCAUGCGACAGAUAUUGCUUAUCAUCGGUUAUAUGUUGGGUCGGUUCAUUUUAAUUUGACGGAAGAUGAUUUGAGACAAGUUUUUGAGCCAUUCGGACCAUUAGAAUUUGUUAACUUACAUAAAGAUCCAGAAACUGGCCGGUCUAGAGGCUUUGCUUUUAUUCAAUAUAAAAAUCCAGAAGAUGCUAAGCAAGCACUAGAAAAAAUGAAUGGGUUUGAGUUGGCUGGAAGAACAAUUAAAGUGGGCCUUGUUACUGACAAGAGUAAUGGCAUGAAUUUGAAUCUUGAUGACGGUGAUGUUGCUGGUUUAGCUCUUAACGCACAAUCUAGAGUUGAAUUAAUGCAAAAAUUAGCUCGCGAUACUGACCUAAUUGCCCCUGCGACCACGCCCGCUUUAUCAGAAGUGCCACGUCCUGUCCAACCAAGAGUGAACCCAACUCGUUGUGUCUUGUUAAAAAAUAUGUUUAAUCCUGAAGAAGAAACUGAAUCAAAUUGGGCCGAAGAACUUGAAGAAGACGUAAAAGGAGAAUGUGUCAAAUACGGUGCUGUUGUACAUAUUAGUGUUGACAAAGAAUCCGAAGGAGAUAUUUAUAUGAAAUUUGAUAACGUCGCAUCCGCUAAAAAUGCAGUGAAUGGCCUCAACGGACGAUGGUUUGGAGGCAAUCAAAUCACGGCUGUGUUUAUUCUCGAUAUGUUUUAUAACGCUCGAUUUCCAAAAGCAGCAAAUCUAUGA